Messenger RNA from Phaeoacremonium minimum UCRPA7, 873 nucleotides. Its product is annotated as putative allantoate permease protein. The transcript has 4 exons. The coding region runs from base 1 to 873 and encodes 290 amino acids. Gene Ontology annotation, biological process: transmembrane transport. Lineage: Eukaryota; Fungi; Ascomycota; Sordariomycetes; Togniniales; Togniniaceae. Gene Ontology annotation, molecular function: transmembrane transporter activity. The record is from RefSeq and is a predicted model, not a curated record. Gene Ontology annotation, cellular component: membrane.
AUGUUCUAUAAGAAAUCCGAACAGCCCCUCCGAAACACCAUCACUUUCGGUGCAUAUUCCUCUGUCAUCAAUGGCCUCAUCGGAUUUGCAAUUGGGUUCAUUCCUGCUGGCUCCGGCUCUCUUCUUAGUUGGAGAUGGCUGUUUAUUGUUCUAGGUGGCGUGACUGUCAUUUGGGGCAUCUUCGUCUUCUUCUAUCUGCCAGACAAUCCAGGAAAUGCCAAAUGGCUUACACCUCGUGAGAAAGCCAUGGUGGUCCGAAGGGUCAGUGAGAACCAAACGGGUAUCCAGAACAAGCAGUGGAAGUGGUACCAGCUUCGGGAGUGUUUGCUCGAUUACCGGUCAUGGCUGCUCUUCUUCUAUAUUAUCGGUGUGACUAUUCCGAAUGGCGGUCUCAACACUGUCUUCGCGGCACGCACCAAGCGAUUCCGUACUCUAAUCAUGGCAAUCGUGCUCCUUGUUCCCAUUCUCGGCACAAUCCUCAACAUUGUCACUCCUACCUCGAACUCUGGCGCUCGACUUGCUGGUGUGUAUCUGAUUUACACUUUCUAUGCCGGUUACAUGAUUGCCCUCAGUAUCUACCAAGCCAACACAGCUGGACAUACCAAAAAGGUUACGGUGUCGUACUUGAUGUACCUUGCUUAUGCUGUCGGAAAUAUCAUCGGGCCGCAGACGUUUAUCGCCAAGCAAGCUCCAGAAUAUACGGGAGGCAUCACAGCUAUGUUGGUUAGCUAUUGUGUUUGCAUCUGUCUCGCAGUUGGUCUUGGCUUUUCUUACUGGCGAACCAACAAGGCUAGGGAGGCUUCUGAGGCCGAAGGGGGUGGAUUCCUUGACAUGACGGACAAAGAGAACAAGACAUUCGUGUAUACAAGCUGA